Molecule: messenger RNA, 825 nt
Organism: Caenorhabditis remanei
Lineage: Eukaryota; Metazoa; Nematoda; Chromadorea; Rhabditida; Rhabditidae
Exons: 4
Coding region: 1-825 (274 amino acids)
Source: RefSeq, a predicted model, not a curated record
AUGUCUCGUCGACCACCUCGAAAAUUCCCUCUUUUCCGUUUACCACGUCUCGCUUUGAUUGAAGUUGUCAAGUGUUGGAAUCCUAUUGAAAUAUACCUCUUCUCAAGAGUCUCUCGGAUGACUAAGGAAAUCUCGAAGUUGAUCAAAAUACCAAAUUUGAGACUACAUCUGGCAUUAUACAAAUAUUAUGAAAAUUUGAAGAAGGAUAUUGGAGUUUUGAAUUUACCACACAAUUACUAUGAAACUGAACGCUCCAUGACAGUCAGGGAGAAUGAGAUAAUGUUGAAAGUCAAUGGAAAAGUGGACGAUCUGAGAUUUCAGUCAAGUGAGAAAUUCAUGGAUCUCGACCAUCUGAUUAGAAUGGACUGCGUCUAUAUGAGUGGAGGAGAGACAUUUCUGACUAAUCGAGAUUUGAAUGUAUUUAUGAAGAAUUGGAAGGAAAUGAAGGCUAACGAGCGAAUGGGAUUGUAUUUUUUUUAUGCGGCGGAGAAGUUGAAUUGGAGAGUCAUUUUGGAAGGAUUGGAUGGAGAGAUAAGAGAUGUUCGCACAGUUAGACGGGAAUAUACGUCCCCUUGGAACGGCACGCAAAUAUUCAAAGUGAAUGGAGGAGUGGAUAUUACGAGAACCGAUGGAAAAGUUGCCACAAUUGGAAUGACAUUUCAUAUGAUAUUUCAAGAUGAACCGUUGUCUCGUGAAAUGAUACGUGACUAUCAGAGAUUGAUUCAAAACAUGGAUGAACAAGAGAUGGAUAUGAACUUCGUGCAUGAUCCGGAAUAUAAACUAACUGCUGAACAACGGAAGGCAUUCUUCGUCAUGGUUAAGUGA